UUCCUGCUGUAACGUAGCGUAUCUUCCUGAACAUGUCACAUUAAUACAGCAUUUCAUCUCAAAAUGGGUCAUAUCUACUUGUAACCCAGCAGUUUUUGCUGCACAUGGAUGGCAUCAAAUCAAGGAAUGAUUAUGCGUUAGUUCAUUUCAAACGUAAUUCUAUGGUUUCAAACAAAAAUCCGAUAUUGCCUGUAGAAUCGACUUGUGAAGGGAACGGCACCAUGAUGUACUGCAUGACCUCAGAGCAUGCGGCGGGGGAGGACUACACAGAGGUGGCCAGGCACUUCAAUGUGGACGUAAAGACUGGCUUAAGUCAUGCAGAGGCAGAAGCCAGACAGAAGGCACAUGGAUAUAACGAAUUUGAGAUUAUUGAAGAGGAGACUUUAUUGAAAAAAUACCUUGGUCAGUUCAAGGAUCCCCUGAUAAUGCUGUUGCUGGGCUCAGCUUUAGUCAGUGUUCUUAUGAAACAGUUUGAUGAUGCAAUUAGUAUAACAGUAGCCAUAACAAUAGUGGUAACAGUGGCAUUUAUACAGGAAUAUAGAUCAGAAAAAUCCUUAGAGGCCCUGAAACAAUUGGUCCCUCCAAAAUGUCACUGCCUCCGUGAUGGUCAUUUAGAAACAUUUUUAGCUCGGAAUUUGGUACCAGGAGACAUAGUUCACUUGACUAUUGGUGACAGGGUUCCAGCAGAUAUACGCUUAUUUGAGACAACAGACUUAUCCAUAGAUGAGUCUAGCUUUACGGGAGAAACCCAGCCAGCCAACAAGACUUCAGCAGUCCAAGGUGCUAAGAUUAAUAAUGGUAUUGCAGACAGAAGAAACAUAGGCUUCAUGGGGACUCUGGUCAGGUGUGGGAGAGGAAAGGGUAUAGUCAUAGGUACUGCAGAAAAUUCAGAGUUUGGAGAAGUUUUUAAAAUGAUGCAGGCUGAAGAGCCUCCCAAGACCCCCCUGCAGCGGAGUAUGGACACCCUGGGAAAACAGCUGUCUUUCUAUUCCUUUUGCAUCAUAGCUGUGAUCAUGUUGAUAGGCUGGCUGCAGGGCAAGCACAUGUUAGAAAUGUUUACUAUUGGUGUAAGCCUGGCAGUGGCUGCCAUACCAGAGGGUCUCCCUAUCGUAGUGACGGUCACUCUGGCCCUGGGGGUCAUGAGAAUGGCCAAAAGAAAGGCCAUAGUUAAGAAACUGCCCAUAGUGGAGACUUUAGGCUGUGUGAACGUCAUCUGUUCGGACAAGACGGGCACUCUCACCAAAAAUGAGAUGACGGUGACGCAUAUUUAUACAUCUGAUGGACUCCAUGCAGAGGUCACAGGGGUUGGGUACAAUGGCAAUGGGGAAAUCCGCUGCAAUGGAAACCUAGUCAAAGACUACACUCAUCCUUCUAUUAGCAAACUCAUGGAGGUGAGCUGCUUGUGCAAUAACGCUGAGAUUGAAAAUAACACUUUAUUGGGUCAACCCACAGAGGGAGCGCUCUUAGCGGCUGCUAUGAAGAUGAACUUAUACAACCUGAGAGACGGGUAUGACAGGCUUCAGGAGUGGCCUUUCACCUCCGAUACUAAAAAAAUGGUUGUGAAAUGUGUGCCAAAACAGGGACCUCGCCAAGAGAUGUAUUUUGUAAAAGGAGCACUAGAGCGUCUGCUGCAGCAAUGCAAGACAUACUAUUCUAGGGGGGCGCCCUUGCCACUCACAGGGGCUCAGCAGCAUGCUUACACAUUAGAGGCCUCCAGGAUGGGGGUGGCAGGGCUGAGAGUGUUAGCCAUGGCCUAUGGUCCCAGUAUGGACAACCUGAUGUUUGUGGGUAUGGUGGGGAUGAUAGACCCUCCCAGGCCGGGAGUGAGGGAGUCCGUAGAGGUGCUGGUGUCCAGUGGGGUGGCCAUUAAGAUGGUCACUGGGGACGCUGAGGAGACUGCUGCAGCAAUUGGAAGCCGGCUAGGUCUCUAUUCUCUAGGAGGACACACAUUAUCAGGGGAGCAGCUUGAUCAAAUGGAUAUAUCUGAACUCCAGCGUAUAAUCAACAGAGUGGCCGUGUUCUACAGAGCCAGUCCCAGACAUAAGCACAAAAUUGUUAAAGCUUUACAGAACAACAAGUAUAUAGUUGGUAUGACAGGGGACGGUGUGAAUGAUGCUGUGGCGCUGAGAAGUGCCGACAUUGGCAUCGCCAUGGGAACAGUAGGAACAGAUGUAUGCAAAGAGGCGGCUGAUAUGAUUCUGGUGGACGAUGAAUUCUCAACUAUCAUGUCUGCAAUAGAGGAAGGAAAAGGCAUAUUUUAUAAUAUCAGGAAUUUUGUGAGAUUUCAGCUCAGCACGAGUAUAGCAGCAUUAACACUAAUCACCCUGUCCACUGUAUUUGGCCUUCCCAAUCCUCUGAAUGCCAUGCAGAUUUUGUGGAUCAAUAUAAUCAUGGAUGGGCCACCUGCGCAAAGUUUGGGCGUAGAACCAGUAGACCAUGAUGUCAUCCGCCAGCCUCCGCGCCGCGUGAAUGAUUCCAUACUGAGCCGAAAGCUGCUCUCCAACGUGGUCCUCUCUGCUUUAAUCAUAGUCACAGGGACAUUGUGGGUGUUUUGGAGGGAGAUGAGCGACAAUAAGAUCACUCCCCGUGACACCACCAUGACGUUCACCUGUUUUGUUUUCUUUGAUAUGUUUAAUGCUCUCAGCUGUAGGUCACAGAAAAAGUCAGUGUUCUCCAUAGGUUUGUUCAGUAACCGCAUGUUCCUGCUUGCUGUUGGUGGCUCCCUCUUGGGGCAACUGCUGGUGAUCUAUUUCCCUCCAUUACAGGCCAUAUUUCAGACUGAGGCUCUAUAUUUAACAGAUUUCCUAUUUUUAAUAGCUCUCACAUCCAGUGUUUUUGUUGUAACAGAAAUACGUAAGCUAAUUGAGAGAACUUCAGAGAGGAGGAGAAGACUAUUUGCCAAGGAAAAAUUCUAUGAUGAUCACGAUAUUGUAUGAUGUAAAGUAGAAAAAAUAUAGUGUUAACUUAUACAUUGGUUCACUAGUGCAACCUGUGGCUUAUGGUUGUGGAUAUUUAUGUAUGAUUGUAGACAACAAAGUCAACAAAGGCUGAAGGAUUAUAUUCUUUAUUUUAAAAGUAUUUCACCUUGUAACCUAGUCACAGUUUUUGCAUUGACAAAUGUUGUAUUGACAAAUUUUUUUGCAUUUAUCUCUUUUGUGUCAUAAUUUUGAUUCUGGGUGUUUUUCUUUUAAGUAAGAAUUUUUAGAGUCGCAGGUAAAACUGCUAUGGCAUAAGGUAUCUUGGUAGAUUUUUUUUUAAUUUGUUUGUUGGAAACUUGCUAGCACGUCAGUUUCAUGGGGUAUUCUGGAAGCACAUGUGCAACUUCAAGGCCAACAUUAUCAAAAAGUUCCAUUUUUAAAAUUUUCUUGUUAUUUGAAUACUUAGAUGCUUUGAUCUAGUGUAAUUAUGAUAUCAGAUUGAAAGAAUUUGAGUGCAUGAAGAAACUGUUUAUUAGGACAUUUAUGAUUAGUCCCUUAGGAAGGGGAGUUCAAGGGGUUCUAAAGAAUUGCCCUUCUUGGCUGGGAAAAGACUGAAUCAAAAUUAGAUCUAGGCACUAUGCCAUUUCUCAAGGAGGGUCACCUAAAAGGGGUAAAAAAAAGAUGCACUUUUUUAGAAAAAGACCUCCCUCUGACAUUGCUGGUUACAGGCCUGGCUUACCUGUUGAAGAUGGUACUUGCAGCAACAGUGUCUUGCAAAAAUGGACCAAUUGCAAAAGGUUCAAGAAAUUAUUUCCAAUUGAAUUUUACAAAGGAUUUUGACAUCUCAGCUGAUAUUUUUUUCUGGCAGUCUUUCUUUUAAGAAAAUUAAAAUUUUAACUUAUGGUACACAAGGACAUGAGAUUAUGAUAUGAAUUUAUUUGUUUAUAACAUUUUCCUUCCAGUUGUCAUCAUAGUUCUUUUAUUUGUAUCAUCAGUGUAUUUUCAGAGUUGAAAACUGUUUAAAUACCCUGACACGAUAACAUGGCCAUUUGACAUCCAUGUGCCUAGUAAAAAAAACUUCAAUUAAAAUAAAUGAGAGAAUCUACUACAAUAAAA
Lingula anatina is the source of this 4034-nucleotide messenger RNA. RefSeq names its product calcium-transporting ATPase type 2C member 1. Gene Ontology annotation, cellular component: membrane. Lineage: Eukaryota; Metazoa; Brachiopoda; Lingulata; Lingulida; Lingulidae. The record is from RefSeq and is a predicted model, not a curated record. Gene Ontology annotation, biological process: calcium ion transport. Gene Ontology annotation, molecular function: ATP hydrolysis activity; ATP binding; P-type calcium transporter activity.